Cyprinus carpio (common carp) is the source of this 2161-nucleotide messenger RNA. Its product is annotated as excitatory amino acid transporter 3-like. Gene Ontology annotation, molecular function: L-cysteine transmembrane transporter activity; L-glutamate transmembrane transporter activity; glutamate:sodium symporter activity. Gene Ontology annotation, cellular component: plasma membrane. The record is from RefSeq and is a predicted model, not a curated record. Lineage: Eukaryota; Metazoa; Chordata; Actinopteri; Cypriniformes; Cyprinidae. The transcript is spliced from 12 exons. Gene Ontology annotation, biological process: L-glutamate transmembrane transport.
GUCUUAUGAGACGAAAUGACGGUAAAUCAGAGGUCAAGUUGCAACAAACGACCGAACAAAGGUUAUCAAGAGACUGUGUCACAGACAGAAGCAGCAGCAGAUCACAUCACCCCUCCCUCCAUCCCUCCUCCUCCUCCUCCUCCUCAGCAGCAGCUCCACGGUUCACCUGCCGCCGCUGCCGCCGCACAAGAAGACCGUCCGCGAGCCAGACUCAUUCGUGUCUCCGUCAUGGACAUGCUGGGGAAGAAAGAGCGGAGAGGCCGGGAUGUGAAGGGCUUGUUGAAGAGGAACUGGAUUCUCAUAGCAACCAUCAGCGCGGUGAUACUGGGGAUCGCGCUGGGAGUGCUGGUGCGGGACUACACCUCUCUGUCCCAGCUGGAGAAGCAGUACUUUGGCUUCCCAGGAGAAAUCCUGAUGAGAAUGCUAAAGCUGGUCAUCCUGCCUCUCAUCGUCUCCAGCAUGAUAACAGGAGUGGCAGCGCUGGACUCCGAGGUAUCGGGAAGGAUCGGUCUGCGUGCAGUGGUUUAUUACCUCUCCACUACCAUCAUUGCUGUCAUUCUUGGAAUCGUUCUUGUGACGACGAUUAAACCCGGGGUGUCUCAGAGUGCUGAUAAUAUCGAGAGAGCAGGAAGCACUCCAAAUGUGUCCACUGUUGACACCUUACUGGACCUGGUUAGGAAUAUGUUUCCUGAAAAUCUUGUGCAAGCCUGUUUUCAGCAGUAUAAGACGCAGCGCAAAGAGAUUGAACCAUCGAAAACCAACAUAAGCACAAGUAAUAUGACUACAUUUCCACCGUUCACCACCAUUAUUUCAACAGUUGCACAGAAUUUGACCAAAGACUACAAGAUCGUGGGCUCAUAUUCAGAUGGUAUUAAUGUUCUCGGUCUGAUCGUAUUCUGUGUGACUUUCGGCCUGGUCAUCGGCAAGAUGGGAGAAAGGGGUCGAAUCCUGCUUGAGUUCUUUGAUGCUCUGAAUGAGGCCACCAUGAGACUCGUACAGAUUAUUAUGUGUUACAUGCCCGUUGGCAUCUUGUUCCUGAUUGCUGCCAAGAUCAUGGAGGUGGACGACUGGGAGAUCUUCAGGAAGAUGGGCCUGUACAUGGUGACGGUGCUCAGCGGACUAGCCAUCCAUUCCGUAAUAUUCCUCCCGCUGAUAUACUUUGUGUUUGUGAGGAAGAAUCCAUUCACCUUCACUCUGGGAAUGGCACAGGCCCUGCUAACUGCUCUCAUGAUUUCCUCAAGCUCAGCCACUCUGCCAGUCACGUUCCGAUGCGCAGAGGAGAACAACAGGAUCGACAAGAGAAUCACUCGCUUCGUUCUUCCAGUUGGUGCGACUAUCAACAUGGACGGCACUGCACUGUAUGAAGCUGUUGCUUCUAUAUUCAUAGCUCAGCUGAACAACUACGACCUGGACGCUGGCCAGAUUGUUACCAUCAGUAUCACGGCAACAGUCGCCAGCAUUGGUGCAGCAGGAGUUCCAAAUGCUGGACUGGUAACCAUGGUGAUAGUCCUCACAGCAAAGUACCUUCCUUCCAAUGACCAAACCCUCAUCAUUUCUCUCAUCUAAAUCAGCGAUCGCUUCCGUACCAUGAUCAAUGUGCUGGGAGAUGCCUACGGCGCUGGAAUAGUCCAGAAGCUGUCAAAGCGAGAACUAGAAAGGAUGGACCUGAUUUCAGACGUGGACGCAGCCAACCCCUUCGCCCUGGAGACCACGCUGGACGACGACGAGUGCGAGAAGAAAUCUUACGUCAACGGUGGAUUCACUAUCGACAAAAGCGACGCUAUUUCUUUCACCGAGACCUCGCAGUUCUAGAGGCGCUGGCGCUCGCUGCUGAACAUGUGAUAUCACUAAAAGGAGUCCAGAGAGGUAGGAGCCAUUCAUAAAACCAGUGCCAUGACUAGGACGGAAAGUCAUUAGCGAGGACAUGAUUGAGCGCAGACAUUAGCAAUACAUGCCCUUGCGGUUCUCCUUCCUUCAUUUUCCCAACCUUGCUCUUGAACUUACGUGUGCGCUAGACUGAGGCUGUGUUUACACAACAACGAUGUAGUCAAAAACGGAAAAGUUUUUACCUCGUUUUUUUUUUAAGUUUCACGUAUACACAACGUUUUCAAAACGAUUCACAUUUACACAUAUCUGCGAAAACGGACAAAAAUGCUGUAUU